AUGCAGCGCUUUCUUAUAUUUUUAUUGCCACUGCUGCUGCUGCAAUCUGCGACGGCUCAGCUAUUUGCCUACGAGCGUGGCAAGUGCGAAAUUUCAAUAGUAAAUGUACUCGAGGGCUUGGCCCAAACCCACCUGAGAAAUCUGCUCAAUCCGCCGCCCAGAAGAAUCACAAAUCAAGCGAGUCUACUGCAAUAUGAUCUUUAUACGCCGCUCAAUCCGCAGCAGCGACAAUUGCUGCAGCCCGGAAAUGUCAACAUGCUCAAGAAUUCAAACUUCAAUGGCAAGUGGCCGCUGCGGCUCAUUAUACACGGCUGGACGGGCAAGAGCACGCACUGCUAUAAUGCAGCUGUGAAGGAUGCGUACUUAUCGCGGGGCAACUUCAAUGUCAUAGUUAUGGACUGGAGUCAUCAGGCGAUGGACUUGAGCUAUUAUCGCGUGUCCAAGCAGCUGCCCUCGAUAGCCCAGAGUCUGGCCAAGUUUCUACGCUUUCUGCAUGACAAUACGGGUCUGCGCUAUGAGCAGAUCUAUCUGGUGGGUCACAGCGCUGGCAGCCACAUAGCCGGACUAACUGGCAAGCUGCUGCAGCCCGCACGCUUGGGCGUUAUCUUUGCUCUAGAUCCGGCAGGUCUGAAUCAGCUAGAUCUGGGACCUACGGAGCGUUUGGCGCCAACCGAUGCGCUUUAUGUGGAGUCUAUACACACAGACCUGAUGCUGCUGGGCAAUCCGCAGGCCGAUCGACUCAGCCACGCUGCCACCUUUGCCAACUGGGGGCGUGGCCAGACUCAUUGUCCGAAUGCCACAGCUACUGAAUUCGACUUUGCCUGCGAUCACUUUGCGGCGGUCUACUACUUUGCAGAGUCAGUGCGUCGGCCACACAACUUUGGCGCCUUGCGCUGCAAUUCACUGAGAAGCGCAUUGAAGGCCAAGUGCAGCUGCAGCGCUGGCCAACGCACAUGUGCCGCAAACGCUUCCAUGGGCGGUGAGCCAGCGGUGCCCAAGAGAGGCAUCUAUUACCUAAGCACACGACGACAGCCGCCCUAUGGCACAGCCGAUGGUCUGGUCCACAUGCAGCUGCCCAGGCCAUCGACCAUACUGCUGACGCGACCGAAGCUUCUGUGAUCUAUUUAGCGUAGUUUAAGUUUGUUUUGGAAACUGCUUGGAGGUGGCCACAAAAGUGAAGCCAAAUGCACUUGUAAGCAACGUGGCUAUUAGAAUAGGUUAGCUAUCGAUUUAGACUUAGGACUUGUAAGAUUACUACAUAAUAACAUUUAUUUAUACGCUUUAAAUUAUGCAUAAAUUACUAAUGUU
Messenger RNA from Drosophila busckii, 1308 nucleotides. It is a transcript of the gene sxe2, whose product is annotated as lipase member H. NCBI's taxonomy places the organism in Eukaryota, Metazoa, Arthropoda, Insecta, Diptera, Drosophilidae. Gene Ontology annotation, molecular function: lipase activity. Gene Ontology annotation, biological process: lipid metabolic process. The transcript is spliced from 3 exons. Bases 1 to 1119 code for a protein of 372 amino acids. The record is from RefSeq and is a predicted model, not a curated record.